AUGCCCGCUGGGAGACCUCUAUCCAUUAUAUCAAGCACAGGAUGGCGCCCAGUGUCUUCCUGCCGUGGGCUUCACCGUCGGCGGCUUCAUCUGGCACCCCCGUUUCUCCUGGACGCUUAUAUCCCACGAUACCAUCUGCUCUCCUCCGUUGACGCAGCUAAGAAGCGGUCUCAUGCGUAUGCUCAUCUGCGGAACUGCAACCUGUGUCCGCGGCUAUGUGGAGUGAACCGGUACGAGAAGACCGGCCACUGUCUCAUUGGAGCCGAAACGGUGAAGGUCAACGUCAUUGCGCCGCAUUUUGGAGAAGAACCUUGCAUCCAGGGCUGGAAUGGCAGUGGCUCAGUGUUCUUCUCAGGAUGUAAUUUGAGAUGCGUCUUCUGCCAGAAUCAUGACAUUGCUCAUCAACGAAAUGGGUUUGACCUUACGCCUGAAGAGCUGGCUGAGUGGUAUAUGAAACUUCAAACUGUUGGAAACGUUCAUAAUAUCAACCUCGUUACUCCCGAACAUGUAGUUCCCCAGGUCGUGCUGUCGAUACUACAUGCACGAGACAUUGGGUUGAAGAUACCGAUUAUAUACAACACGUCUUCAUUUGACUCUCUUGACUCGCUGAAACUUCUAGAUGGACUGAUAGAUAUAUACCUCCCUGACUUUAAGGUAUGGAAAGACAGCACGUCGAAAAGACUACUUAAGGCAGAUAAUUACACAGCUACGGCAAUGGAGAGCAUCAAGGCGAUGCAUGCUCAGGUUGGAGAUUUAUCGUUUACAGCAGAUGGUGUCGCGAAGCAAGGUGUCCUUCUUCGUCAUCUUGUCAUGCCUGGCAUGGAAGACGAAGGGAUAGAGAUUGUGAAGUGGCUUGCUAAGAACGUGUCGAAAGAUAUGUACGUGCAUAUCAUGGAGCAGUAUCAUCCAGAUGCGCACGUUGGAAAGAAGAAGAGAGGGAAAAUAAGUGAUGCUGGAGAAGAAGGGCAGACAGUACGGUACAGUGAUAUCAACAGGCAUGUCACUGACAAGGAGCUCGGAGCCGUACAACUUGCUGCCAGGGACGCUGGCCUGUGGAGGUUUUGCGAGCCCGCAGAACACGGUGGAUUCCAUCUCUAG
Molecule: messenger RNA, 1098 nt
Organism: Nannizzia gypsea CBS 118893
Lineage: Eukaryota; Fungi; Ascomycota; Eurotiomycetes; Onygenales; Arthrodermataceae
Product: pyruvate formate lyase activating enzyme
Exons: 2
Coding region: 1-1098 (365 amino acids)
Molecular function (GO): iron-sulfur cluster binding; catalytic activity
Source: RefSeq, a predicted model, not a curated record